GGAUGUAACCAGUUGAGUCGUCCGGCAGCCGAGAGGCCGAUUAGCACUCAAGCUAACGUAACCCAAAUAGUCAAAAACCGUAAUUUUUAAAAUUUUUAUUCCACAUUGAACUUUGGUAACUCCAGCGAAUAAAGAUGAUUAAAGCCAUAUUGAUUUUUAACAACCACGGGAAGCCGCGGCUGAUCAGAUUCUAUCAGUAUUUUGCGGAGGACAUGCAACAGCAGAUCAUUCGGGAGACUUUCCAUUUGGUAUCUAAGAGAGAUGACAACGUCUGCAACUUCUUGGAGGGGGGAAGUCUCAUUGGUGGCUCCGACUACAAGUUGAUUUACCGACACUACGCCACCCUCUACUUUGUCUUCUGCGUGGACUCGUCUGAGAGUGAGCUCGGCAUCCUGGACCUUAUUCAGGUGUUUGUGGAAACGCUGGAUAAAUGUUUUGAAAAUGUCUGCGAACUGGACCUCAUAUUCCACAUGGACAGGGUUCAUUAUAUCUUGCAGGAGGUGGUGAUGGGAGGCAUGGUGCUGGAGACCAACAUGAAUGAAAUCGUAGCUCAGGUGGAGGUGCAGAACCGCAUGGAGAAGUCAGAGGGAGGUCUGUCGGCAGCCCCCGCUCGCGCCGUCUCCGCCGUGAAGAACAUGAACCUGCCUGAGAUUCCCCGUAACAUCAACAUUGGAGACAUCAAUAUCAAAGUGCCGAGCCUCUCCCCGUUCUGAAGAGCAUUCCCGCUGAGCUAUGCAGGUCUGGCGUACUACUGAUGCAGUCCUCCUCCACCCAGCUCUGUGGCUGAUGCUGAGAACACUGGCUUUUCUGUAUAUAAAUGUACAAUAGAACCACAGCAGCAGACUCUCCUUCAUUCUUAUCUCAUAUGUAUGGGAGGUAAGCUGCGGUUCAUUUUUGAGUUCUGCUGUAUACAUGUUACAGAGUGCUCCAGUUGAAGGAUUUGCACAAUAAUGUAAAGUUUAAUUCUACAAGGCACCAAGAGUAAUAUAAUUAUCUAUAUAUUUUUUGGUUUUCUUGGUUGUUUUUUAUGUCUCCAGUUCAUUUCUUACUCUUUCCAAAAGACAAAUGAACUGUCAUAGUCCAGUGUGUAUUUUCCUGCACAGCUCUUCCAAAUCUCUGAGGCUCAUCAGCGGUUGUUCUGAAUAAGUUCCGAAAACGUUCCCUCCUGUUUGGAAGCAGUUUUUGGACUCGUUCAGUUCACUGUAAUGUGAUUCCUUGGCUUCUGUUUUUGGCUAUAAUUACUCAAACACUGGCUUGGUUCUUGUCGCAAUCAAUUUUUCCUUCUCUGUAAUAUAUUUUGUCUCUGACAUCUUUGUGAUUUGUGAAUAAUAUUAUUGUUCUCCUGGGGGCAGAUUGUGCAGAAAAUGUAAGUGCUGUUUAGUUGAAGCCAAGUUUUAAUGUGCUGUGAUAGGAUCUUGCCAACAUCUGUGCAGAGAAGCAACAGACUACAGUAAAUGUGACCUUCUUUGGCUCUUUUAGUGUUUGUAUAAAGUGUGUUUUAUUUUCUGAUUGUAGUGGUUAAAUAUGAUUGAAUUCAGACUCUGUUGGUAGAGUUUUAUCAUGAAAUCCUGUCAAGAUUUUUAAGAAAGGAGACGUGCCCUGGUGUCAAAGACAUUCCUUGCUAAGGUAAAUUGAAUAAAUGAAAGUAUAAAUCAG
Amphiprion ocellaris (clown anemonefish) is the source of this 1656-nucleotide messenger RNA. It is a transcript of the gene ap3s2, whose product is annotated as adaptor related protein complex 3 subunit sigma 2. NCBI's taxonomy places the organism in Eukaryota, Metazoa, Chordata, Actinopteri, Pomacentridae. The record is from RefSeq and is a predicted model, not a curated record. Gene Ontology annotation, cellular component: AP-3 adaptor complex; intracellular membrane-bounded organelle; membrane coat. Bases 135 to 713 code for a protein of 192 amino acids. Gene Ontology annotation, biological process: intracellular protein transport; Golgi to vacuole transport. The transcript is spliced from 6 exons.